Hyaloperonospora brassicae is the source of this 819-nucleotide messenger RNA. The record is from the annotation of a GenBank genome assembly. Lineage: Eukaryota; Oomycota; Peronosporomycetes; Peronosporales; Peronosporaceae.
AUGGUCGUGUCGUUCACAGUUUACAAGUCUUCCAAGUACCUUUUUGACUGUACGGGCAGUGCAGAUAUCAGUCAGUCGAAGCAGCCAUGUCCGACAGUGGAUCUACACGCACUGGAAGCACUUCGACUGAAUGCGGUGGAUGUGGUCAAGCGCAUGGGGUACGUGGAAGUGGACAAGAUGAUUGCAUCCUGUGCACAGCAUCCUCCACAGACUGUCGUUGUGCCAGCUACGCACGGCGACAUUGUGCCGUUUCAGGAGUUUACCAAAUACCUGAAAGCUCGACAGCGGGCUGGCGUGGCAUUGCUCGCAGAAGGUCGGCUCUUGAUUCUCUCGCCACUGGAAAAUGAAGACUUGCAGCUACGCUGCGUGGUUGCAAGUGCGAAGCCCUGUAAGAAUGCUUCUGCUGCUGCCCCACCAUAUCAUGCAACAACGGCAAAUGCCAAUGAAGCAACAGCUGGUCAGCACUUGCAGACAAAGGUGCAUAGUCAAGCUGCUGCUGCUUUGUCGUCACCACUGCCUGAAUCGAGGAUUGAAAAGCAUCGGCAGAGUCGAGUUCGCUCUUGCAAUCGCGGCAGUACGCAGCUGGAAAAGGUCGUAGACACCGUACAUCGAGAGCGAUGCAAUGAGCAGAACCGACACGGCCAGGCCGAAGUUCGAGCGUCGACGCCAGUGCCGGAUAAAGAGUUACCCAUGCUGUGCAACUUAUCACGGCUUGAGCGGGCUACACAGAUUGCCCGCUUUCGGCAAGAGCACGAGGCUUUUCACAAGCACUAUCACGGUGUGUUGCAGGAAUGGAGCAAGUCGAACGUCGAUGGAUGA